Molecule: messenger RNA, 1134 nt
Organism: Drosophila novamexicana
Lineage: Eukaryota; Metazoa; Arthropoda; Insecta; Diptera; Drosophilidae
Product: phospholipase A1 VesT1.02-like
Exons: 2
Coding region: 55-1080 (341 amino acids)
Biological process (GO): lipid metabolic process
Molecular function (GO): lipase activity
Source: RefSeq, a predicted model, not a curated record
CUACAUAAGGGGAAAAACUGCCAACAGAUUCGAAAGCCUGGUUUACGACCCAAAAUGAAAGUUUUCCUUGUACUAACUGCUCUGCUAGCCGCCGGCACCUCCCUUUCCACUAAGGAGCGCAUUCAUGGCGAGAACGGCUGGUAUGUACCGAAAAUAGAUGGCACCAGAGAGUGGAUGGAUCUGCAGAAGGCCAAGAAGCUGUUGGUCAACGAUAAAAGAUUCCUUUACGACGCUGAUGUCUCCUUCUAUCUCUACACCAGAUCAAAUCCAACCAAUGGCGAGGAAAUCAGCUCCUCGGAAGAGUCUAUAUAUGAUUCGCACUUCAACAAGAAACAUCCCACGCGUUUUGUCAUUCAUGGCUGGACUCAGAGCCACUCAGACUCAAUGAAUACCAAAAUCACCAGGGCUUGGCUGGCGCGUGGUGAUAACAAUAUCAUUGUUGUGGAUUGGGAGCGGGCUCGCUCCGUUGACUAUGUAUCCUCGGUGGUUGCUGUGCCCGAUACUGGCGUCAAGGUGGGUGAAAUGAUCAAGUACCUGCACGAUAGACACGGCAUGUGCCUAAAAAGCCUAAUAGUCAUUGGUCACAGUCUGGGCGCCCAUGUUGCUGGUUAUGCUGGCAAGACCGUUGGUAGUGGUCGUAUCCAUACCAUUAUCGGAUUGGAUACUGCUCUGCCCCUCUUCAGCUAUAACGAGCCUAAUCGUCGCCUGUCUUCCGAUGAUGCCUUCUACGUGGAGACCAUUCACACCAAUGGCGGCGUUUUAGGUUUCCUGAAGCCCAUUGGCAAGAGUGCUUUCUAUCCCAACGGCGGCAUCCGACAGCCGAAAUGCGGUUCCGUCGGCUACAACAGCUGCUCCCACAAACGCUCUGUCACCUACUAUGUCGAAGCCGUCACCCAUAACAACUUUGCAGCCAUCAAAUGCAGCGACUACAUAUCAGUUAUGGAAAAGGAUUGCAGCGGCACCUACAAACACGUUCGCAUGGGGGCCGUUACCAACGCGAAUAGGGCUGAAGGCACCUACUACGUUCCUGUGAAGCGGAGAGCACCCUUUGGCUACAACAAACUACCAACUGAUUUGUAGAAGAGUGUAUUUUCUUGCAAUAUUUCAAAUAUAAUCGUUUUGGUUAUGGUAUAA